This is a messenger RNA of Chinchilla lanigera (long-tailed chinchilla), 1189 nucleotides long. RefSeq names its product cytochrome P450 2C18-like. The coding region runs from base 145 to 1104 and encodes 319 amino acids. The transcript is spliced from 5 exons. The record is from RefSeq and is a predicted model, not a curated record. Gene Ontology annotation, molecular function: heme binding; iron ion binding; oxidoreductase activity, acting on paired donors, with incorporation or reduction of molecular oxygen, reduced flavin or flavoprotein as one donor, and incorporation of one atom of oxygen. Gene Ontology annotation, cellular component: cytoplasm; intracellular membrane-bounded organelle. Gene Ontology annotation, biological process: xenobiotic metabolic process. Lineage: Eukaryota; Metazoa; Chordata; Mammalia; Rodentia; Chinchillidae.
UCCUAUAAUGAAUGUGCCCAGAGGAUAUAAGGGAGGGGGUAAGUAAAAUUCUCAAAAUGAAUACAUUACAGUGAAAUUUACAGUAGUAAAGCUAAAAAGAACAUUUACAAAGGAAUAAGAAUUAAAUUGACAUCAGAUUUUAAAAUGGUGUUCAAGAGGAUAAUGGACUAUUACUUUAAAAGAAAAGAACUUCAGCCUAGAAUGUUACAUUCAGACAAGUCAUCAAAUACUAGAACAGAAAAAUGUUUCCAUGAAUGUGGGGCCUCAAUAUUUACCAUACAAAGACUCACAUUGGAACCAUUCUUGAUGGAAGUCCUCAUGAAAAGAACAAACCUAGGAGACACUAAAAAAUACAGAAUUGAGUUCUCAAGGGUCUACGGCCCCGUGUUCACCAUGUAUUUUGGCAUGAAGCCAUCUGUGGUGCUGCAUGGAUAUGAAGCUGUGAGGGAAGCCUUGAUUGACCUUGGGGAGGAGUUUGCUGGAAGAGGCAGUUUCUCAGUACCUGAAAAAGUUAAUAAAGGCUUGGGUGCACCCUGUGAGCCGACCUUUAUUCUGGGCUGUGCUCCCUGCAAUAUGAUCUGCUCCAUUAUUUUCCAGAGAUGUUUUGAUUAUAAGGAUCAGAAUUUUCUUAACUUGAUGGAAAAACUCAAUGAAAAUCUCAGACUUUUGAGCUCCCCAUGGAUUCAGGUCUGCAAUACUUUUCCUUUUAUCAUUGAUUAUCUCCCCGGGAUCCAUAAGAAAAUACUUAAAAAUUUUGAUUAUGUAAAAAGUUAUGUUUUGGAAAGAGUAAAAGAACACCAAGAAUCCCUGGACAUCAACAAUCCUCGGGACUUCAUUGAUUGUUUUCUGAUCAAAAUGGAACAGGAAAAGCACAAUCAACAGUCUGAGUUUACUACUGAAAGCUUGAUAGCUACUGUAACUGAUAUGUUUGGAGCUGGAACAGAGACGACAAGUACCACCCUGAGAUAUGGACUCCUGCUUCUGCUGAAGCACACAGAGGUCACAGAUAUGCCCACAGAUGACCAGGAGGUAAAUUUCAGAGCUGGGAACACUGGAGGUUUCUUCCGUCUUGGGUCUCUUAGAGAAGCAAAGCUCCUUUGUUGAAAUUUCUGCCUCACUAGUUGUUAUGGGUAGAAAUGUGAUGAAAGGACAAAAAGGAACAAAAUUUUUCACAAAAUGGGAGAGCAAC